GCCCCUUCUUGCUACAGUUCCCGCAGAGUAAAAGUCACGUUGGAACGAAAGGGGAGAGCUAUCCACUUACAGCUGCUGUCAGAUAUUCGAUCGCGUUUGCAUGGCGAGGAGGUAACCUGAUCGGCUAAAGGCUUGCCGAAACCAGGGAGGAGUGACUUACCAGGAAGGCUUGAAAAAUGUCUUCUUCCCUAGUAGAAGUCACAACAGCAAAUGACAUCAAGAAGGAAAAUGUGAAGACGGACAAGCGAGAGUGCAUCAAGCUUCUGGCGCUGGAUACCGCGGAGUUGUCUAUGGAGCGCGCCACUUCGAACACUGAUGCGGUCCACACUGAACUUCUAGUGAGCGCGACUUCCUCGCUGGCAUUUUCGCCGGAGCAAGUAGCGUGCGUCUGUGAGGCACUGCAGCAGGGAGGCAAUGUGGACCGGCUGGCCAGGUUUCUAUGGUCCUUACCGCAAAGUGACUUACUACGCGGCAACGAAAGCAUCCUGAAAGCCCAAGCCCUUGUUGCUUUUCACCAGGCUCGGUACCAGGAGCUCUACAGUAUUUUGGAAAACCACAGCUUCAGCCCGUCAAAUCACUCGUCGUUGCAAGACCUGUGGUACAAGGCACGGUACACCGAGGCAGAGAAAGCGCGGGGGAGACCCCUGGGCGCAGUGGAUAAGUAUCGCCUGCGGAGAAAAUACCCUCUCCCUCGGACUAUCUGGGACGGGGAAGAGACAGUUUACUGUUUCAAAGAGAGGUCUCGAAACGCGUUGAAGGAUUUGUACAAGCAGAACAGGUACCCUUCUCCUGCUGAGAAAAGGAACCUCGCUAAGAUCACAGGACUCUCUUUGACCCAAGUUAGCAACUGGUUCAAAAACAGAAGACAGAGGGACAGAAAUCCUUCCGAAGCACAAUCGAAAAGUGAAUCUGAUGGCAACCACAGCACCGAGGAUGAGUCUAGCAAAGGGCAGGAGGAGCUCUCUCCCAGGCCCCUCUCAAACUCCUCUGACGGAACCAUCUCCCAUGGAGGCCUCCCCCUUCAAACCAGCUCUCUGGACAGUGGGGUCAUCAUCCAACAAAUAGGAGACAUCAAGAUGCCCCCUGGAUCCAGCACCGGGGUGCUCUUCAACGGGAACCUGGUGACGAGCAACAACUCCACCGUGUUCCACAACGGCGGCUCGUCUUACCUCCAGGCCCCCAGCAACAUCCUCUUCAACGGGCUGAAUCUUGGUGUCCAGCCCCUGGCCUUCAAUCCGCUGCGGCCCUCUGGAGGGGUGCAGCUGGGGGGCUCUGGUGUGGACAUGCAGAUGCAGGCAGCCCAGGAGAAGGGUCUGGGAGGGUCUGGCGUGGACUCGGGCCUGCAGUACGCCUCCUACCCAGACUGUGUGAACGGGUCGGAGGUGAAGCUGGAGGGGGUGCACAGCAUGGGGGCCCAGAACGGGGGUUCCUCAGUCUUGACGUUCAGCUCCUCCUCGGGGGCUCUGCAGCUGGGAGGUUACAGCCUGGUUCAGGUUCCCGGUGGGGUCGCUGACAGCGACGGCUCCGCGCUUCUUAACAGCACGGUGGGCCUGCCCUCCCUGCAGCUCUCCACUGGAUCCUCCUCUGCUCUUUCACAAGGUACCCUCCAAAUGAACAACAUAGCGGUUAGCUCCUCCAACGAGGACUCCUACCAGCAGCAGACACAGCAUCAGGACAAAAUGACCUUGACCCCCCUGCACCCCAGCACAGUGCUCUACAUGGGCACCACGGGUCAGACCUCCAUCAAGAAGGAGCCCCUGGAGGGUGGAGGUGGAGUGUACUCCUACCACCAUGGGCUUCACCUGGACUCCAUUGGCCAGCUCAGCUACACCUCUGGCUCCGAGGAGAUCCCCUCCAGCAGAGGGACGCCCCCCACCACUGAUGUCUCCACGGUCAGCUCGUCCAGAGCGGACCCUGAGGUCUACACCACUCUGACUGUCAGCACCCCACUCAUGGCCCACACAGACCCAGCCGGCCUCCACCUGCAUCCCACUGAGUACAUCAGGGGCCACAACCAACAGGCUUCCACGCACCUACUGGGCUCCGGCAUGAACAGCAGCUACAUGGAGGUGUCGGAGGACAAGGGAGACGGCACGGGCCAGGCCGGGGGGAACCACAUGGGGCGGGUCAUGUGUGGGGAGAUGGAGCCCACGGAGGAGAAAGAGCUGGCCAAAUUACAGACAGUGCAGAUGGAUGAGGACAUGGCUGACCUUUAACCUGUGACCUAUGACCCUACAUAAGCACUCGUAUCUGCUCAAACAGUGAUGUGGUGAAUCUUUUUACUUUCGUGUGUGUGUUUUUUUUUUUACCAUUCAUUUCCUAUAAAUGUUAAGUUAUUUGCUAAUGUUGCGUUCGGUUACUUUACAGUGCACUCAGACAUAACCCCCUUUACCCCACCCCAAGACUGGUAACAUGAAUUCAUACACAUCUUGUUUUUUAAAGCCCCUUAAUCUUUCCUUAACAUCUAACAGAUGUAAGAACCAACUCUUAUUUUCAUAUUGCAGAGGUCAUUUGCAUGCUUUUAAACCAUGUUUUAUGUGUGCAUUUUAUAUAGACAACACCUGCUACUUCCUGUUGAGAGGAUUUGAUCCACUGAGGCAGGUGUUGGAAUGUCAAGUCAUGUGACCAGGAUGUUCCUCCAAACUAAAUGCGUCAUCUGGGUCAAACCAAAAAGGUCAUUUGGUAGGGGGGAAGGGUGAGAGCUAUGUGGAAAUGUUCACUAAAAAACCACUUCAGCUGCACUGCACAACUGCAUACAAAUAAAGCUGUGUGCGGUAGUCAUGGAAUUAUGCAAGUACGCUCUCCAACAAGCACCUACAAUCCUUGGAACUCUUUCCAAACCUUCUCUGUAUCAUCAUCCUGGCUUUCACGAUGUGUAUUGUAUCAAGUAGGCUGAGUGACUCAAAACGAAUGUGCCUUUCUGCCCUACACUGUAGAAUGUCAGAAUGUGUUGACCCGCGUCCGGAUUUGCACUACCAAGGUCCCAACACUACCAGAGAAUACUGUACUCAUCUUGGAAUGUGAGAAUGACAGAGCAAACCUCAUCAAACACAGCGCCACUCGUUAGGUAUUAAUAAACCAAUUUCAAGCUUUAACAGGUGCUGAAGAAAAUACUCAAAAGCAGUGUAAUAGACCUAGUAUCUCUCAUAAACUGCUGCAUUUCAUGGAAAUUUCUAAUCUAAUUGCCACUGCUUUAUCCCAUCAAUCUUCCCAUUUUAAAGUGUUUCUCCAAAUCAAAUUGUAUUUUUCUACUGAGUUAAAUGCAAGCACAUGUCAGCGUAGCAGCGGUUAGUGUCUGUAUGGACACAGCAGGAGACCCUGUCGAAGCAGAGCCGAGCAUCUCAUCCUCACUGGAGUGCUGCUCGUGUACAGAGGAAGACUUCGGCUGUGUCCUUUAUUCGAAAAAAAGAUCACGGUCACCUGUGCCUUUUCAUUUUGAACGUUCUUAGUAACAAAGACUGUGACUGCAGAAGUGCUGUCACACCUUUUUUGACUGAUGUGGAGACAGUGACAUCACAGGUCCUUUGAUGAAGGCUACUCCACCUUUUCUGUCAGGAGAAAUGUCCCUUACGUUUUCGUGGUCAUGGGUAAAGAAAUAUAUUUUGAGAUCUUCACAACAGAUUAGGCAAAUGCGACAGAGAUUUACUCUAUAUUCAAUUUGCCCAUCUCUAAACCUCAUGUAUCGAAAAGAAAAGAAUGAGUGUAUACAUGUUCACCUCCUUUGUAAACCUUCCUAACCCAAGCCCACAUUCAGUAGGAGAAUGCUACCAAGGGCAUUUCUUCUAUUUGCUCUGACAUCAUAUACCAAAAAUGAGCCAUGGACAUUUGGUAACAGAGAUUGUUUUUGCAGUUUUUUUUAUAUCUUAGCUUGAACUGUAUGUUUGUAAUCUGAAAUGACGUGAAUGUAUUUUUCUAAAUCUCCAUACCACAUUAAAAGUUUAUAUUUAUAAAAAUACAA
This is a messenger RNA of Osmerus eperlanus (European smelt), 3958 nucleotides long. RefSeq names its product homeobox protein SIX4-like. NCBI's taxonomy places the organism in Eukaryota, Metazoa, Chordata, Actinopteri, Osmeriformes, Osmeridae. The transcript is spliced from 3 exons. Gene Ontology annotation, biological process: regulation of transcription by RNA polymerase II. Gene Ontology annotation, cellular component: nucleus; transcription regulator complex. The record is from RefSeq and is a predicted model, not a curated record. Gene Ontology annotation, molecular function: RNA polymerase II cis-regulatory region sequence-specific DNA binding; DNA-binding transcription factor activity, RNA polymerase II-specific. The coding region runs from base 177 to 2216 and encodes 679 amino acids.